GUCACACGUCACUCGCUCAAAGAUCGGAACCGGAUGUGGUCAUUGAAAAUAUUGCACCGCGUUAGGUGUACUAGCCAUGGAGUCAACCGAUAAUAACAAUGCUAUAAAGCUCUUUGUGGGUAAUCUGGCAUUGGACACCUCUCAAGAGGACCUCUUGCAGCUCUUUGCGCCAUACGGACAGGUGGUGACCUGUAGUGUACUCCGGCAGUUUGCUUUCAUCCAUCUUCAAGGAGAGGGUGCAGCCGAUCGAGCCAUACGAGAUCUGAAUGGACGGGAGUUUCGUGGGCGCAACCUGGUAGUGGAAGAGUCACGCGGACGGCCCCUGCACUCCACCAAGGUGUUUGUGGGCAACCUUAGUGCCAUGUGUUCUGCUGAGGAUUUGCAAGAGCUCUUUCAGACCUUUGGGAAAGUUCUAGAGUGUGACAAGGUCAAAGCGAGGCUCUCUUCCUCCGCGGGCUAUGCGUUUGUGCACAUGGAGCGCAAGGAGGACGCCCUGGUGGCUAUCGAGGCUCUCCAUGGCACCACCUUCAAGGGCCGGCCGCUCUCCGUGGAGCUCUCCAAAGUGCAGCCCAGUAAACCCACCACGACCACGGCCAAGGUGCCCAUCAUGAGUCACUACGCCACAGAGACCCCCUCCAUCAAGCCCCACAUGGAGCACCACCAGAGCCAGGCGGCCGUGCUGGCAGCCGCGGUCGCCGCCGCUGCCGGCCUCCCUUUGCAGGUGCAGCAGAGUCUGCACAACUCCGUCUACAACACAACCAGCUUCGAUCCCACCUAUGCCGCCCUUAAGGGCAUGACCUCUGCCGGCGGCUCGGAUGGAACCCCAGUGAGCCCCGCUGUGUACGGGGCCCUUGCCAGCCAGGUCUACGGCUCUGUCGCCGAUCAGGUGUUGGACUCGAUGAGCAAACAGGCGGCCAGCUAUCAGAAUUCGGGUGCCUCUGACACGGCGGGCUACGACAGUCAGUACGACCCCGCGGCCGGCGAGGCUCCGUCGGGCCAGGCGGCCGUCAACCCGGCCUACAGCGGGGCCUCCGCCCUCUACAACGCCAGCUCGGCUUACGGCACGGACGCCACGGCCCAGGCCAUCUUCGAGGCGGCACGGGCCCGCUUCUUCCAGCAGGGCCAGCAGGUUCUAGCCGAGCAGCAGGCCGGGACCAAAUCAGGAGACCGGGACCGCAGUCCAGUACGGCGCUCCACGCCGCUGCUGCCUGACCCCGUGCCCCAGGCUUUCCCCCAGCCACGGCCCAAACGCCGCGCUCUCCUGCCGACGCCUCCCGGUCGACCUGAAGACCCUGCUGCUGUGGACGGAGACCCCAUCGCCAGAUGCUAUGCAGAGUAUUAUCAGCAGGUCCAGCAGUACCAACAGUACCAGCAGUACCAGCAGCAGUACCAGCAGUACCAGUAUGGCUACCCACCGCCACCCACGACCCAGAUGGCCUCCCACCAGAUGCCUAUGCAGGCCCCGCCCCCGACGGAGAGCCACCACCUGGCAGCGCCUUCCGCCUACGCCCCACCUAGAGCGUAUGACCCGCCUCCAUCACACAAGGAGCCCCUCCUCCACCGCCCUGACUACUCGCACCUCCACAUGCCUGAGCCCCCGUACCGAUAACCCGCUAGAUGGCAGUGAGGGUGUGUGUGUGUUUUGAGUGCUGUAUGUGUGACAGUAGUUCUGGUCCGAAUGUGCAUCGCUGCAAGUUUGCUCAUUUAUGAUCCCUGCCCACAGUUUUGAGGCCAUUCUUUUCUGAACACAUUCCUGACUACUUGUUACUUUAUGGUAGGCUAGGUCUUAUGUGUUUUGACAAGAAAGCUUCCCCCACAAUACAGUAACCUGUUUUGGGAUGUUUUUAUGGGAGUAAGGAAGUGUUUUGAUGUUGCAUAGCGGCGCUCUUACUUCCUUAACCAUUCCCUUAUUUUAGGAAAGCAUAAAUUGUCAAAUUUGCGAGAACAUUCAUUCAAACCAGAGGAGUGCCUUGUUAUAUACCUAGCUGAAAUAUUUUGUAAAAUAAAUGUGUAUAUAUUUGAGCGUAGAAAGGAUGCUCCCAAAUCGAUCCAUGCAUUUUGUUAGCAGGCUUUUGCCUCUGUCAUCAAAGCGAGCCUUUAGUUCACAGAGCUUUAAUUUUCCAUUGGCCCGAUUUGGUUUCAUAAUUUGUAUUGCCUCUUCAAAGACUUCAUAUCAAAAGUCAAUGUUCCAAGAUGUUCCGGCAUAUGUAGGUCUUUGGUCAAUAAAAUGGGUAUUUCAUUUAGAGCUUGUGUUUGAAAAGGUUUGAAGCAAUGACCCAAGUAGUUUUCCAUCACCUUAUUUGGACACGAGGACCAGUGUGAGUGAGUGUAUGUAUGUGUGUACAUUUAGACAUUCUAGGGGAACAACUAAAGCAUGAUGCCUUCACUUUUUAAAACACAGGAACACACAGGCACACACACUCAGUCAUCAGACUUUCUCCCCAUACAAUGUGGGGCUUUGGGAAAGACUCAGGCGCUUUACCGCAACAAAAUGUCAAGUCUCCGCUGGCGUGAUAAGCAAAAAACCCAACCUUUUCCUUGCCCCCAGCCAGACUGUGGGAAUGUAGACCCUCCCCAUGUCUCUCCUGACUCCCAUUAGAACUGAUCAAAUGUCUCAGAUAGACAGGCCAACAAAGCAGACCAUUUUAGUAAGACAGUCUACAACUAUAAACUUGCAUUUUCUUGGGGAACUGUUUUUUUUUUUCUUUUUUUUUCUCUUCACAGAUUUGUGAAUUCUAUCCUCUUGUAGUAGUAUUAUGAACACUAUCCUGGUGACUUUUAAUUGGUUGGACCCGCAUUUGGUCCUGACGUAAAAUGGUGAUGUGGAAAGAUCUGCCGCUGGCAAGUGCAUGCACAGGGCUUCCUUCAAGCAGGCCUUUCAGGAUCUGAGGCAAUGAAGUGCCAUUUUGCACUUGGCCUAUUCUACAAAGGACACAAACUAGUGGGCUUUUCACACGGUACAUUGUGUGGUUUCAUUGUGUAAACAGGACAAAAAAAAUAUUUUACGUUUUCCCUUUUCUUUGUUUUCUUUUGGUUGAAGUGAACUUCCUGUGCGAUAGUGGUAGUUCUAUUCUGUGAGCGUAUUUACUUCAAUUGGACCAUCAAAUUCCUUAAUUGUCUAAAAUAGAAUGUGUAGCCCUUAGGCUCCCUAGUUUGAACAAAGCAUAUUCAUUUUUUUUAUUCAAUAUGUAACCUAUGGAAGUGUUAAGCCUCUCAAGCUUAAUAAAAGCAGGAGCAAUUUGGUUUGAGAAUAAAACAACACCAUGCGAGUGUUUUUAUUCUAAAUUAAAAUAAAUGUUAUCCCAACCGGUUUACAUACAGUGCCUUCAGAAAACUCCUUCACUUACUCCAGAUUUUAUGUUAUAGACUUAAUUUAUAAUUAUUUUUUGCCAUCAAUUGUCACACAAUACCCCGUAAUGAUAUUAUGAAUUUGUUGCCAAUUUAAUGAAAAUGUAAAACUGAAGUCUCUUAUGUACAUAAGUAUUCAGACCCUUUGUCACUCCAAAUCAAUCUCAGAUGAAUUUUGUGUCCUUUGAUCAUCUUUGGGAUAUAUCUAGAACUUGAUUGGAGUCCACCUACUGCAAAUUCAAUGGAUUGAAAAUAAUUUACAAAAGGGCAUAUUCGCAGGUGCAUGUUAAAGCAUAGACCGAGUCUUAGGAACUCUGCUGCCCUUUUGAGAUAACAUUUUCUAGAGACACAAAUCUUAAAAAUAUUUGCUAAGGAAUUGGAAUUUGCAGGAUGACUGUGGGCUUAAUCAUUGUGAAAUAAAAGUUACCAACAACAAAACUCGUCCUAGAGCUGACUGUUUUGAACAAACUGAGUAACCAGACAAGAAGGGCCAUGAUCAGUGAGGUGAAUAAGAACCUAAUGGCCUGUUUAACAGCGCUUCGUCGUUGCUAUAUGGGAUGGAAGCUAUUUCAUCCCAUAUGACAUGCAGCCGAUUCUCUGGUUUAUUGAGACCCAUUGAGCCUGAAUGUAAAGCGUCUGGCAAAAACAAGGAACUGCGCAUAACCUAAUUAAUAACAUGAAGCAUCGUGGUGGAAGCAUCAUGCAGUGGGAAGGAUUUUAAGUAGCAGGAACCAGGAGAAUUCCUUGAAAACCUGAUUGCAUAGAACCUGAAACUGGGCGAAGAUUCAUCUUUUAGCGCUGCAAUGACCCGAAACACAGAUUAUGCUGUGUGGCCUUGUGACAAGUCUGUCUUUUAGUGACCCAGCCAAAUCCCAGACUUGGAAACCUAUUAAACAUCUAUGGGGAGACCUGAGGUUCGCAGUUCAUUGAUGCUCCCCAUCUGAUCUUACAGAGAUUUAGAGGAUCUGCAAGGACGAAUGGGAGAAACUUCCCAAAUCCACGUGUGCAAAGCUGGUAGAGACAAAACCAAGAAGAAUCGACGCUGUGAUCGCUGCCAAUAGGGCAUCUGAGAAGUACUGAAAAAUGGCUGAAUACCUUCACUAAAAAGAAUUCAAUAAAUUGUCACACAUUUCUAAUGUUUUUCACCUUUGUCAUUAUGGGGUACUGUGUGUAGAUUGAUGGCACAGAAAAUCUGUUCCAUUGUAAAUUCAGUCUAUAACAAAAUGGAGAAAAAAAGGGGUUCUGAAUCCUUUCUGAAAAUACUGUAUAAGACAUGCGAUUAAACUUGCCAUCAAAUCAUUUUUCCAUGUUUCUUCAAAGGAUUAACUACUUGUUUCAGUGUUGCUGGUCUAAAUGGAAACACUUUGUUCAAAGACAAAGUUGCCACUUACAUUUUAGUUGUUCUCAAUCCUGUGAACUACCGCAAGAUUAUUUCGAAGUGGUCUCUAUUUGGCUGUAACUCGUCAGUCUUCACCUAAGCAGCUGAUGCAAUAAACCUCAUGGCAGCGUGUGGUUGAGAUUUUUUGCCUCAGGUGUUACAAAGGCCUUUAACUGUCGCAUUCAUCAUUAGGAUAUAUCUAGAAUACAUCUGUAGCCCUAUUGCUUCAAAGUGGUUUGAUGUAGUGGUGGGAUGUAUGGUUACGGAUCGGUUUUCAAUUCUGUCAUAUCUCCUUGAUUCUGGUUCCCAUGGUAACAUGCACGUUCUGUACGACACCUGCUUUUUGCACGCACACACACACACACACACAGACACACAUUCCUUCAUGGCUUUUUGUGAUGUUAAAGACUGUAGUGCAUGACUUUGUUACUCUUACUGCUCUUCCAGCCACGUUUUCCCUUCUCGCUAAUUAUUACAGCUAAAAUGGCUCCUGGGCCCCUGGACGCCAUGUUGCGUGUGACGGGGGGAAGAGAAUUAGUCGCGCAAUGCCGUGGACGCAGUCCCCACCAAGGUAAAGCCCUCAGUCCCCGACCACGCCUGCACUUCGACCACACACUUCCCUCAUUGAACCCAUUCCUCCUGCACGACGAGGCACCCCAUCCUAUAAUUUUUUUGAGGUCUGUAAUUCUGGAGCCCAAUAAGACGUAAGGCCUGAAGAUGUCUGGCCAUAUCCAGUGUCUUGGUGAGGUGACUCUGCCCUCGUUUGAGUCCCAGUAUUGGGUAUAUCCAGGCACAUAGACUAUCUAGCCUUCGCAGACCCGUCUGACCUCGGUCAGGUUUCCUGUUAGAUAUGUCUGGAAAUAUCCAGCCUUUCCAUGGCUCUUUCUGAUGCCAUGUUCCAUAAGGGAAUUAGUCCAAUCACCCACUGUAGUCAGGGAUUUUUAUUUUCUUUGGUCCUGUUGAUGAAUUGUUUAGCCAAAUUGAAAUGAACUACAACGAUAUAAUGUCAACCAAUAAAUCCCUGACAGAUUUUCUUUGGGACGGGGGGGCUGUACUGAAACAAUUCUAGGAAAACCAUCCUGUUGUGAUUGAGGGUGACUAGAUUGGGCUAUUCUGGAUUUGUUGCGUAUGCUUGUGUUGUGGCAUAUUUCUCUGAGGUAUUUCCAGUGAGACAAGACUUGAAUUCACUCUCAAAACUGAGGUGUUCCAGCUGUGCUUUGAACGGCUAAGGACCCAGUGGCACGCUAAGGGCCAGAUGAACGGAGGGGAGGUAGGGCUAUCGACCUCAGUCCCCCGCAUGCUGGGUGAGUAACAAAUGCACCACCAACCGGCUCAAAUCCACCCACCCCCCCUCCUUCAGUCGGCAACACAACGUCCACCCCUCUCUGAUUCCAUAGCCACUAGAUCUACAGGCCCACAUUACCUAGACAAAGCUGUCCACAGCUGCGUUAGCUUAGAAGAUGUGGACAUGAAGAGGACAACUUUCGUCAUUCUCCUUUUCCCUGUCUAGUAACAUGAAACAUUUACAUCAAUCUUGUAGCGAACUUUGAAUGGGAACCAUAAUGUUACGUGAUUCAUUGAUUUUGUUUUGGUCUGUGGAACAGGCAGCCCGAUUCAGAUGUUUGUCUUUUAGUUGGAUUUUAAACCGAUCGUAUAUCUGGCCAAUUUGUUGGACAAAAGAUCUGAAUGGGGCUUCAUAUACUCUAAAAAGGCCACAAUAUUUUUAGUGAACACUUUGGAUUGCUGUUUUUCAGACUUCAGUGGCCUACCUCUAUGAAUGAGGGCUGGGUGCUGGACCAUAGCUGGACUGUAUUGGCCUACGAUACACUGCACAGUUUAUAACAAUGUUCCCCUUUUCACCUCUUACAUUCUGCACAAUCAGAACUAAUCACAUACUAAUAAAUCCAGUUCCCCCUUCCGCAAUCUUUUGUGCAACUUCUGAAAAUAUAUUCGACACACUUGAGCUCACGGAUUUAGACAAGUUGUAGGUAAGAUCAAGGCCUCAUUAGAAACCAGUGGAAAACGGCAGGUGGCCGAUUGGAUAACAAUGUAUUUGAAAGAUCGCCUGGAUUCUUAAUUGAGGAUGUUUUCAUUUUUGUCAAAUUAGUUUCAAUUCUCAGACAAUUGUACUCUGUUCUUUGUAAGACUUAAUAAAUGACAUUGAAACAAA
Molecule: messenger RNA, 6896 nt
Organism: Esox lucius (northern pike)
Lineage: Eukaryota; Metazoa; Chordata; Actinopteri; Esociformes; Esocidae
Gene: rbm14a
Product: RNA binding motif protein 14a
Exons: 4
Coding region: 77-1609 (510 amino acids)
Cellular component (GO): cytosol
Molecular function (GO): mRNA binding
Source: RefSeq, a predicted model, not a curated record